This is a messenger RNA of Prunus dulcis (almond), 1941 nucleotides long. RefSeq names its product aldo-keto reductase family 4 member C10-like. The transcript has 3 exons. Gene Ontology annotation, molecular function: aldose reductase (NADPH) activity. The record is from RefSeq and is a predicted model, not a curated record. NCBI's taxonomy places the organism in Eukaryota, Viridiplantae, Streptophyta, Magnoliopsida, Rosales, Rosaceae. Gene Ontology annotation, cellular component: cytosol. Bases 589 to 1671 code for a protein of 360 amino acids.
UUUAAUAUAGUAUAUCAUAGACACAGAGAGUACUAUUUGUCUUUUGCAUUCUUCUCAGAGAAAGAGAUUGAUAUUACAGCUAAGCGUUUUGUUUGGGGGCUUCCUUCCUUCUUACUCUCUGCUGCCGUUGUUGACCAUGACCCUUGAAUAUGUUCCUAUACUUAAACAGACAGACCGUUGAUACGAUUCUAUAGGUUUCCUGAGAAAAAGGUUUGAUUGUUUGAUUCAGCAUUGGCCUUUUUCACUUCUUGUCAUGGUGAGCUCUGUUUCAGACAUAUUGGCAAACAGAAGUUGGGCAAUUUGUAGUCAAAACUUGUAAUUUUUUUGGACCGGAAGUGUUCUUUUGAUUUCCUACGAAUUGGGUUUCUCAGUUUUUGGUAUUUCAUUAAUUGGGUUUUUGUUUGAUUUUUCAUACCUCUCCCCGUGUAUGAGAUUUUGGGUUUAGAGAGUUUGCUUGGAGCUCGUAUACCAUCUGUUAAUAUAGUUGAAUCUGAAUUGUUGGAAGUUUGAAUUGAUCCUUGCACUCUGGUGAUUUUGGGUUGCUGGGUUAUUAGAAGUGUAUCCAUUUUUGCCUUGUAAGCUUGAGGGAUGAAAGGAAAGUUUGGAACACCAGGAAGUUACUUUGUGUUAAACACAGGAGAUAAAAUUCCAGCAAUUGGACUUGGGACAUGGCAGAGUGGAGGAGACCUUUGUGUUCAAGCCGUAAAAACGGCAUUAUCAGUAGGCUACCGUCACAUAGAUUGUGCACAUCUUUAUGGUAACGAGAUCGAAGUUGGGGAAGCUUUAGCUGAAGCAUUUAAGGGUUCACUGAAGAGGGAAGACGUUUUCUUGACUUCUAAACUCUAUUGUACAAUGAAUUCUCUCAAUAAAAUUGAGAAUUAUGUUAGAGUUUCUCUUAAGAACCUUGGAGUUUCGUAUUUGGAUCUGUAUUUGAUGCAUUGGCCUGACAGCUCAGCGUUUGGUGAUGCCACUGAUCCUCCUUCAAAGUCUGGGAGCGAGUAUAGGCAAUUCUUGAAUCGGUUGAAGAAAGCAUGGAAAGCUAUGGAAGGUCUGGUUGAGUUGGGUCUGGUUAGAGCUAUUGGGGUCAGCAAUUUCAGUGUUCCGCAAAUCAAACAAUUGCUCAAGUUUGCAAAAAUUGUACCUGCAGUCAAUCAGGUGGAGUUGCACCCCUUUUGGAGGCAAGAUGAACUUGUAAAGUUCUGUCAAUUGAAAGGUAUCCAUGUAUCUGCUCACACACCCUUAGGAGUCCCAACCUCGACUCCUGGACCAUCUGAUAGCAGUUCAGGUGGGGAAGAUGAACCUGGAACUCCUCGCAUAUCAUUCAGGAGGUCAAAGUCUGUGCAUGGGCCUAUGCUAAAAUUAUCAACAGUUGCAGAGAUAGCAGACAGACACAGAAAAACACCUGAGCAGGUUAUUUUGCGUUGGGGGCUGCAAAGAGGAACCAGCGUGCUCCCGUGUAGCCUGAAGCCUGAUAGGAUAAGGAAAAACAUAGACAUUUUCAGUUGGUCUCUGUCAGAUGAUGAGUGGAACCGGUUGAACCAGAUUGAACCACAGGUGUGCCUAUUUGGAAAUGGUCCUUUGAAUAAUCUUUCAGAGAGUGGCUUUGUGUCUGGAAGUGGUCCCCUUCAAGCUGUGCGUGAGAUGGAAGAUGACAUGGAAUCCAGUGCCUGAUAUUUGAAUAAUAUCUUCGGAUGAUGUGCCGUGCCAUUUUUGUUCAAAAAAGUGAUCAUCCUUUAGUAUGUAUGCCCAUUGUUUGCAAGAAUUCUAGUUUGUGGAUGCUGAAUAGAAAGUCAAAGGAGACAUUAUUAAUUGGAAGUGGCAAAUAUUUCUUUUUAACUUCUUCUCAUUCUCAUGGGUGUAUUGAUGCUACAUUGAAAAGAAAAAAAAUGAUUACUGAAGUGAACCUUCAAAAAUAAAUUUUUUUGUUUUUUGUUUUUUCUC